Messenger RNA from Papaver somniferum (opium poppy), 1194 nucleotides. Its product is annotated as F-box/kelch-repeat protein At3g23880-like. The coding region runs from base 1 to 1194 and encodes 397 amino acids. NCBI's taxonomy places the organism in Eukaryota, Viridiplantae, Streptophyta, Magnoliopsida, Ranunculales, Papaveraceae. Gene Ontology annotation, molecular function: protein binding. The transcript has a single exon. The record is from RefSeq and is a predicted model, not a curated record.
AUGGGUAGUACUGGCUGUGUUUUUCUGCCCGAAGAUGUGAUCUUUGAAAUUUUGAUGCGUCUCCCAGUUAGAUCGUUGUUGCGUUUCAAGUCUGUAUGUAAGUCAUGGUAUAAACUCAUCAAAAGCUCUGAUUUCAUCUAUCGCCAUGCAGAUAAGCUAGAUAUAAAAUCCAAGUUAGGCACCUUCAUCUGCCAACGCCACACAUUAGAUCAGUUUUUCUUUCUUUCCGGUGAUGAAAGCUUGGAUGUAUUCGAAGAUCUAGGUAAGCCGCCAUGUUUUAAUAAUAAGGAAUCUGAUGAUUCUCGAGGAAUAAUGGUAGCAUCCUGUCACGGGAUAAUAUGCAUACAUGAUAAGAAAGCCAAGGAUAUUGGUCUCUGGAACCCUGCUACGAGACAAUUCAGACUUCUCCCAAAACCGUUAAGUAAUGGAAAUUUACAUGAGGAUUUUGUUGGCUUCGGAUUGGACGUCGAAAACAAGGAUUACAAAGUGCUGCUGGUCACGUCAUACAAACAACAGGGGUGGACGCACAAAUACCCUUUAGAUUGUGCUCGUAAAGUUCAAAUUUACAGCCUUAAUACUGAUUCUUGGAGAUGGAUAGACGUGGAUCUGCCUACCCAUUGUCCAAGUCUAUAUGAUUAUAAGCAAGGACUAUAUCUGAAUGGCAAUUAUUUCAUCUUAGGCGUCGACUACUGUUACCCAGAUGUAUAUAGUGAUUUGGGGAUACUUUCAUUCGAUUUUAACAACGAGAUAUUUAGAAAAUUUCCGGCUCCAGCUGGUAGUAACGUACCAGGCUCUCGUCUGACCCACUUAUAUUCAAUAGGUGAUAAACUGGCCUGCACAAAGGAUCGUGACUGCGAUUUCUUUGAAGUAUGGGUUCUGAAUGAUUACAAUAUGAAGGAGGAGUCUUGGGCUACACUUUAUACUAUCGGACCCUUGUGGGAUAGGAGGGUUCUGAAUGAUUACGAUAUGGAGGAGUCUUGUGAUAAACUUUACAGUAUCGGACCCUUGUGGGAUAGUCCCUACAAUCCCCCAUUUGCGUCUACAAGGAAUGGCGAGUUUGGACUUUUAAUGGUGGCUGAUGGUAUGCCAAUAUACAACUUUGCUACGGGUCAAAGGGAGGAUCGCAAUUUAGGUAAUGUGUGCAAUGCUGAGCCCUACAAAGAAAGCCUCGUUUCAAUCCAUGCACGUAGCUAG